Messenger RNA from Brassica rapa (field mustard), 1491 nucleotides. RefSeq names its product bidirectional sugar transporter SWEET14. Gene Ontology annotation, cellular component: membrane. NCBI's taxonomy places the organism in Eukaryota, Viridiplantae, Streptophyta, Magnoliopsida, Brassicales, Brassicaceae. Gene Ontology annotation, biological process: carbohydrate transport. The record is from RefSeq and is a predicted model, not a curated record. Gene Ontology annotation, molecular function: sugar transmembrane transporter activity.
AUAAUAAUAAUAGUUAACCAUGGUUCGGCAUAAAAGUUUGACAUAAAUAUAAUACACGCCAAAGAGUGCAUACCACAUAAAAUGAUCGAAUCAUUUUCAUUUUUGAAAACUUUAGAAAUAUACCAUAAAAAAUGCGAUGUUCUUCUCUCUCGUAUACAGAACGACGACGUCGCAAACAUAUUAAUAUUGUACCCUUGCACAUAACCGUCUCUAUAUAUAGUGUGUACCAUUGGCCUUGCAGUUAAAUUCAUAUCGAAGAAAACUCAAUUAGAGCUGUCAAGGGUUAAAGAUCUCCUCUUGUUUCCUUACUCAUUUAUUCGAUAGUCUCAUUCAACUCGAGAGAUCAUUAAUUCACAAAACGAUCAAAAUGGCUCUAAACGUAUUGGCAUUUACAUUUGGAAUCAUGGGCAACAUCAUAUCGUUCAUCGUGUUCUUAGCACCAGUGCCAACUUUUGUUAGGAUCUGCAAGAAAAAAUCGACAGAAGGCUUUCAAUCACUUCCCUAUGUGUCAGCGCUCUUUAGUGCGAUGCUAUGGAUUUACUACGCUAUGCAAAAAGAUGGAUCAGGCUUCCUCCUGAUUACCAUAAACUCUGUGGGAUGUUUUAUCGAAACCAUCUACAUUGUCCUCUUCAUAACAUAUGCCAACAAGAAAGCAAGAAUAUCAACUUUGAAGGUUCUUGGGCUCUUGAAUUUCUUGGGGUUUGCCGCUAUUAUUCUUGUCUGUGAGCUAUUGACCAAAGGAUCAAACCGUGAGAAAGUCCUUGGAGGGAUUUGCGUAGGAUUUUCCGUUUGCGUCUUCGCAGCUCCUUUGAGCAUCAUGAGAGUGGUGAUACGAACAAAGAGUGUGGAGUUUAUGCCCUUCUCUCUAUCAUUGUUUCUUACCCUCAGUGCCAUUACAUGGCUCUUCUACGGUCUUGCUAUUAAAGACUUCUACGUUGCGCUUCCAAAUAUAAUGGGUGCGUUUCUCGGAGCAGUUCAAAUGAUUCUUUACAUCAUAUACAAGUACUACAAAGCUCCAAAAACUGACGACACAGAGAAACCCAAAACGGUGUCGGGUCACUCAAUCGAUAUGGUCAAGCUUGCAUCAACUCCAGCUUCCGGUGAUUUGAAGGCUCCUCCUCAAACUCAUGGUGGUGAUUUAGAGGGUCAGAUUGAAAAGGAAAUGGCAAACCAAAUCCAAACCUAAGUAGUUUUUGUGUUAGUGGUUUUAUCGGUCUUGUACUGUUGAGUCGUGUUUCACUAGCUUGUAUUUGGCGCCUUGUCUUUUUCCUCACCAUAUUAUUUCGAAAUUGUAUUAUCCAAUUCAAAAAGUAUGUUUUAGUUCUUUUGAAAUACUUCUGAUAUUCUCUACUCACAAAUACUUGAAUCCUUCUAGUGACAAAUGAAAAAAGGGAAAAUUAAAUUCUAAGUAAUUUAAGUACUAUUCUUUCUUUUGAACUCUAGUAAUUUAAGUACUCGAUCAUUCGCAAGUGAAGUUUUUGAAAAAAAAAA